ACCAGACAAAACCAAAUCUUCUCUUCCAUACACACAAAAAAAAAAAAACUCAUGGCUUUCGAACCCAAAUCACUUUCUGUGUCCUUCCUUUUGCUGCUGUGCUUGUUUCUUGUGCUGCAACUCUCUGAUGGUGCCGAAGCAACCACCCUCUACAAUGGUUCCAUUCUGAAAGAUAUCAGUAAUAGGAAGUUAUUGGUGGUGAAUGGUUUGGAAGCAAAAGAAGCAGUGUUGAACAUGGGUGGCAAGAGUAAAAAAGAGGAGGAAGAGGAGGAGGGUUGGGAGCUAAGGGCAGCACCAUUGGGUCCAGACCCACUUCACCAUCACGGUGCCGACCCCCAAAAGCCACGCACCCCUUGAUCAUGCCUUGUCUUUUUUGACUGUUAAGUGCAUCUGCUCAGCUGGCGAGCUAUGGAUGAAGUCGUUGGUUAACUUUUUGAUCUUUAUUAAUUAAUUUGUAGUUUCUUAUAACGUGUAGUAUGUAUAGUUGCAGAAUGUCAUGGUAGUUUUAGUGGUUAAGAUCAGUGUUUUGUUGGU
Helianthus annuus (common sunflower) is the source of this 534-nucleotide messenger RNA. RefSeq names its product protein CLAVATA 3-like. The transcript is spliced from 3 exons. Bases 52 to 357 code for a protein of 101 amino acids. The record is from RefSeq and is a predicted model, not a curated record. NCBI's taxonomy places the organism in Eukaryota, Viridiplantae, Streptophyta, Magnoliopsida, Asterales, Asteraceae. Gene Ontology annotation, molecular function: receptor serine/threonine kinase binding.